Molecule: messenger RNA, 3304 nt
Organism: Macrobrachium nipponense
Lineage: Eukaryota; Metazoa; Arthropoda; Malacostraca; Decapoda; Palaemonidae
Exons: 18
Coding region: 367-2667 (766 amino acids)
Biological process (GO): very long-chain fatty acid biosynthetic process; sphingolipid biosynthetic process; fatty acid elongation, saturated fatty acid
Cellular component (GO): endoplasmic reticulum membrane
Molecular function (GO): fatty acid elongase activity
Source: RefSeq, a predicted model, not a curated record
AGUCGAUGACGGCGGCCCCAUUCGGACACUUCGGUCAGUGUUCGUUUGCUGCCCACCGAGACAGAUCGGGGAGAAAAAUAGCCGAGUGCGCCCUAGUGCUAUAAAAGGGGGGAGAAAAAAGUAUUCAAAACGUUGUUGGCAGUAUAUAAACACUGGCCACUGCUGCUGCUGUUAGCAGUGUGACAACGCUCUCCGACUGUUUCUGUUUAUGACUGUCUACUAGGAGCCAAGCUUGGGCUCGCCUCUCUCUCUCUCUCGAAGCACGAGGUGGUUGACACUGGUUGUGGUGUGGCUUUUGGUGUCUUUCGAUCCGGUCGCGAGAUUGGAGAUCAACCCUAACUGGCAACUGUCCAGACGACCACCGCGAUGGGCGCCGGCGAAACUCAGCAGCAUCAAGCUGUCAAACCCGCUCCAGCAGCCGACAAGGAGAAAGACUACGAAGCGAAGCUGAACCGGAGCUUGAGAUGGGGUCUGGUCUUCUGCACCGGAAACCUGGUCUACGGAUACUCCAUGAUCAUCCCCCACCUCCCUCCCGAUGCCCGCCAAAACGACUGGCUCCUAAUGAAGUCUCCCCUCCCGACGUAUAUCGCCAGCUUCCUGUACGUCAUCGGCGUCACUUGGCUAGGACCUAGGCUCAUGAAGAACAGGGAGCCCUUCUCCAACCUCAGGCUCGUCAUGGUGCUGUACAAUGUGAUCCAGGUGAUCUACUCGGCCUACCUGGUGUGGGAGAUCGGAAUGGGAGGAUGGUUCAACUCGUAUUCGUAUACGUGUCAGGGCUGCGACUUCUCUGACAAUCCACAGGCUGUCAGGAUGCUGCAUGGUUUUUACUGGUACUACUUCUCCAAAUUCGUCGACUUCAUGGAUACGAUCUUCAUGGUCCUUCACAAGAAGUAUGACCAAGUUUCCGUCCUUCACGUGAGCCACCAUGCCCUCAUGCCCGUCAGCAUGUGGUUCGGAGUACGCUUCCAGCCAGGUGGUCACAACACCCUCAUGGGUCUGCUGAAUUCUAUCGUCCACACCGCCAUGUACGCCUACUACUGCCUGGCAGCCAUGGGACCCAAGGUCCGACCAUACCUCUGGUGGAAGAAGUAUUUGACUUCCAUGCAAAUUCUCCAGUUCACCAUCGUCAUCCUUCACGCAUCCCAGCUAGCCUUCAUCGAGUGCAGCGCCGUACCUCCACGCAUGACCCAAUGGGUAGCCGUCAACGCCCUGAUGUUCUUCAUCCUCUUCGCCGACUUCUACACCAAGUCCUACAAGAAGAAGCCCCAGGAUAACGGCGUCACCACCCAGGUCAUCAAGAGCUUCAGCAACGGCUUCAGCAACGGCAUCGCCACCACCAGCAGCAACACCCAGCUGCUGCCGGCGGACAUCCCCAAGGGCGUCUCCCGCAGGAGGGGCGUGCCCAACGGCGUAGCCGACACCACUUACAAGACCAUCGAGCUGUGCGAGAAGAUGGCUUUCAAAACGCAGCGAGGCGCCAUUUUAAUUUACGGAGUCAAAGGUCAGAAUAUGGGGGCCCAGGAUAAGCCUGACAGUAGAGAGGCGAUUCAUCUGAAGAAGUUCCAGCCACUUGCUGAACAACCCACCAGUCUGCCACCGACGCAUAAAGAUGAGCUGAAACUGAGAGAGCUGCAAUCAAACGGAAGAUGGGCAGCUGCCAUUACCACGAUGUGUUACUUCUACGGCAACAUGUCGGUGGCUGCCCAUUUGCCCAAGGACCCGAGACAAGCGACGUGGCUCGUCUCGAAGUCACCGCUGCCAACCCUGGCGAUGUGUCUCGCGUACUUGGCCGUCGUCACGUGGUUAGGGCCGAAAUACAUGAGGAACAGACAGCCAGUCAGGGGUCUCAGGGUAGCCAUGAUGAUCUACAACGCCUUCCAGGUUAUCUUUAACUUCUGGAUUUUCUUCGGGGCCGCAGCCAACGGAUGGUUGACCACAUACUCUCUCUUCUGCGAGCCUUGCAACUUCUCCAGCCAAUCAGAAAACGCCGUUGGGUUCUUGCACGUGUCGUACUGGUACUACAUAUCCAAAAUAGUCGACUUCAUCGACACCAUAUUCUUCGUGGUGCACAAAAAGUACGACCACAUCUCACUCCUUCACGUCAGUCACCACGCUCUGAUGCCCGUCAGCACUUGGUUUGGGCUUCGAUACCAGCCUGGUGGCCACACUACCUUCAUGGGCUUUUUGAACUCCUUCGUGCACGUCGUCAUGUAUUCGUACUACCUCCUGGCAGCCAUGGGCCCACGAAUCCGCCCUUAUCUCUGGUGGAAGAAGUACAUCACCACCGUUCAGAUGGUGCAGUUCGUCGCCAUGUUCCUGCACUCCUUUGUGCCCGUGAUCUUCCUGGACUGCAACGUGCCCCACGAAAUCACCCGCUGGGUGGGAGCAUUGGCCUUCGUCUUCCAGAUCCUCUUCACGGACUACUACAUCAAUGCCUACCAGAAAAAGGGGCUUCCUUUCGAGAUGUGCAAGCUCCACUCUGACUUCUCCCAGAGCCAGUCGCCGAACGUUUACAGAACCCGCGAAGCUGUCCCUCAGGACCCGAGUCCUCUGACAGGCGCCAUUAGGAAGGGAAGCGUCGGAUCUACUACUACCUGCGGCGUCAACGAGCCUCCUCCACUAGAGGACACCCUGCGCAGGAGAUCACCCGUGGAGACCGUGUCUUGAUCUGGGGCGUUUAGUCGCUGUGUUAAACUGUGGCUGUUGUCGUUUAUAACUAUCGGUUAUACAAAGGUAUAUUCGGUCCUGUUGAAAACGUAUGUUUGUUUUUAAAAACGAAAUAAAAUCUUGUAUUACUCGAUCGGAGAGAUAUGAGAAAUCGGAAUAUGAGCUACUUACGACAAAGUGAAACAAGUAUCUAAAGACAAAGGGUUAUCAGGCUAUGUACGUCCAUACUGUACAUAACCGCUUACAUAAUACAUAAUUUGCGUCAGCGUGUGUGUAUAUUAUAAGGUGUAACAAUUACUACAGAAUUUAUGUUCUUUCACUACAAAUAAUUCGCUCCGUUCUCUGCUAACCAUGAGUCCAGUACAGAGGUCUGCUUUCUUUCAAAGCAGAGAACAGGAUCUUUGGCUUUUAGAUUGUAGUCUAAGCCUGCGCAUUUGAUUAGUUUGACCAUGAAGUAUCAAACAUUGACGUGAGAUCGAAUUUAUAUUUCAUUAUAAAGGCAUCUUAUCAUUCAUCAGUUGCUUAGUUUUCUUAUCGUGUGUAUGAGAUGUUUUGGCAAUGCCUUCUCAUUAUUAAUUCGAUUUCAUCAGCUGUUUUGUGCUGUGCCAUGUGUGUUAAUAAAGCAAUGUUAAUAUGA